This is a messenger RNA of Bradysia coprophila, 1068 nucleotides long. Its product is annotated as glycoprotein 3-alpha-L-fucosyltransferase A-like. Gene Ontology annotation, cellular component: membrane. NCBI's taxonomy places the organism in Eukaryota, Metazoa, Arthropoda, Insecta, Diptera, Sciaridae. The record is from RefSeq and is a predicted model, not a curated record. Gene Ontology annotation, molecular function: fucosyltransferase activity.
AUGAAAAAGUUUUGGUUCACGGAGGCCCAAGAACCAAGGAGUUACAUGAGCAAUCGAAAAGUGGAAUCAAAUCAGCAUGCGUUCAAUCAGGAACUAAAUGAAUACAAAACGAUUUUUUCCUGUAAUUUUCCCGAGUAUUUAAAAGCACCGACUGGUCCCGAAAGAUUGCUGAAAGAUUUCAAUUGCUCAGUUGACAAAUGUCGUUUCACAACCGACCCAGUGCACGUACCAAAAGCCGAUCUGGUUAUAUUUUACGAACGUUAUGUGCGCUUAAAUUACACUCGGCCACCAAAUCAAAUUUACGCAAUAUUCCAUCUAGAAAGUCCAUUUCAUACCGCUAGAAUGCCUUAUCCAGAUGUAUUCAACUGGACCAUAACGUACAGAUAUGACAGCACCAUUCCGUCUCCUUACAGUAAAUGGAUGUAUUUCCAUCCGGAUGUCAAGCAAAAAGAACAACUUCACAACUAUGCAGCGAAUAAAACGAAAAUGGUCGCUUGGUUUGUUUCCAACUGCAACGAUAAAAACGGUCGACUCAAAUAUGCACAUGAUUUGCAGGAACAUGUUGGGGUCGAUAUCUAUGGCAGUUGUGGAAACUUGACUUGUUUGCGUGAAAACGAAGACCAAUGCUUUGACAUGCUUGACAAGGACUACAAAUUCUAUUUGGCCUUCGAGAACUCAAACUGCAAGGAGUACAUCACGGAGAAGCUGUUCCGGAACGCACUGCAACAUAAUGUGUUACCAAUCGUGAUGGGAGCGCCGCCAAAAGACUAUGAAAAAUAUGCUCCGCAACGAUCGUACAUUCACGUCGAUGAUUUCGAGUCGCCGAUGAAACUGGCCGAAUAUUUGCAUGAAUUGAAUGGAAACGACGACAUGUACAAUGCGUAUUUUCAAUGGAAAGGCACUGGGGAAUUUGCUAAGCUCAAUCAUUUAUGUGAUGCAUGUGCUAUGUUGCAUAAUGGUGAUCGCAUGUCGACUCCUAAAUGGUUUGAAGAUGUGAAUAAGUGGUGGAAUGCACCAGGAAUUUGCACAAGGCACUCAUGGCGAUGUUAAUUCUCAAAAUAAAAAUUA